UGCUAGAGAAGAUGGAACAUGAUGACAUCUGUAAUAAAACUCUGAAGAUUACAGACUUUGGUCUGGCUAGAGAGUGGCACAGAACAACCAAAAUGAGUGCAGCAGGGACUUACGCAUGGAUGGCUCCAGAAGUUAUCAAGUCCUCCAUGUUUUCUAAAGGAAGUGAUAUUUGGAGUUAUGGAGUGUUGCUGUGGGAACUGCUUACAGGAGAAGUUCCUUACCGUGGCAUUGAUGGCCUUGCUGUGGCUUACGGAGUUGCUGUCAAUAAGCUUACUUUGCCCAUUCCAUCCACCUGCCCUGAACCGUUUGCAAAACUAAUGAAAGAAUGCUGGGAGCAGGACCCUCAUAUCCGACCAUCGUUUGCCUUAAUUCUUGAACAGCUUACUGCCAUUGAAGGGGCAGUUAUGACUGAAAUGCCUCAAGAGUCUUUCCAUUCUAUGCAAGAUGACUGGAAAUUGGAAAUUCAGCAGAUAUUCAAUGAAUUGAGGACUAAGGAAAAAGAGCUUCGAUCACGAGAAGAGGAGUUGACAAGAGCAGCUCUUCAGCAAAAAUCUCAAGAAGAAUUACUUAAACGUCGUGAGCAGCAGUUAGCAGAACGAGAGAUUGAUGUAUUGGAGCGUGAGCUGAAUAUCAUGAUAUUCCAGUUAAACCAAGAGAAACCCAAUGUAAAGAAGAGGAAGGGCAAAUUUAAAAGAAGCAGGUUAAAACUUAAAGAUGGACACAGAAUUAGUUUGCCUUCAGAUUUCCAGCACAAAAUAACAGUGCAGGCAUCCCCCAAUCUGGAUAAGAGGAGGAGUUUAAACAGUAACAGCUCUAGUCCAUCGAGCAGCCCCACAAUAAUUCCUCGUCUUCGAGCUAUACAAUUAACUUCAGAUGAAAGUAACAGAACUUGGGGAAGGAGCACAACUUAUCACCAAGAAGAGUUUGAAGAUGUGAAGAGAAGUUUUAAAAAGAGAGGUUGUACAUGGGGACCAAGUUCAGUUCAAAGCAAGGAUCGUGCAGAUUGUAAGGACAAAAUAAGACCCCUUUCAGAUGGCAGCAACCCUUGGUCAACUGUUCUAAUGAAAAAUCAGAAGGGUGUUCCUUUAGCUUCACUAUUUGUGGACCAAGGUGUCUGUAUUGAUAAGAAACUUCUCCCUGAAGGUUUGGACAGUAAAAGACCAAAGCCAAUUAAGUUGCCAAAUCAGGCCUAUAUUAACCUACCUCUGUGGAAAGAUGAUCAGGGAGAGAAUACAGUAGAACAUGAGAGCUUUGAAGAAGGAACCUCUGCUAGUUCUACAAAUAGUACUCCUCAAAUGACACCUACAAACAGUCUGAGCAGGACGCUGCAGAAAAAGAAGACUGAUUCAGUGCUGUACGGGUGUGCUGUCCUGCUUGCAUCUGUUGCCCUGGGCUUAGAUAUCAGAGAGCUGAACAGACCACAGGGUCCAGAUGAACUUUUGCCUAAGGAUGAGAAGAAGAAGCGUGAUGGAAUAUUUCAGCGUGCUUCAAUAUUUCGCAGGAGUGCCAGCCCUACACGACUACAGUCCAAGAAAGAGGAAACAAAUGUUCCAACCCUAAAUCCAGCUGCAAAUACUGUGAAUCUUCUCUCUAUGCCCUCCAUUUCCACAAAAUGUUUACUUCAGCCUGACAGCGAAGAUGCGUUUGUAAGCACUGUGCUUGAUGAUUGUGGUCCAUGUAGUUCUACUGAUGACUUUUUAUCUGAAACUUCUGAAAGUAAGAGAGAAGAGAGGAUACAGCUGGCUUCUAAUGCAGGUUCUACUCGAUUGAAAAAUCGGCCUUUUGAUCUUUGUCAGAAAGAAGAAUCUCAAAAUCUGCAAAAUGAUUCCGUGACAAAGUUAUGUGUGUUGGGUCACAGGCGAACCUUAUCAGAUGGGAACAAUUUUCAGACCACAGCUAAUGGAUUUGCUUCAACCAAUGUUGUCUCCACAAUACCAGUUCUAUCAGUUACUGGAACUCUGCACUCUCCGUCUGUUCAGCAAAGAAGCAAUCACGGUGUUUCAACUGAAAAGCAAAGCACUGUCAAUAUUAUAUCAAGGCCUCGACCUUCUUCUCUAAGAAGUAAAAUCGAUUCAUGGCAGAUUAUUCCACGUAUUAUUAAACCAAACUCUAAAGACUCUGAAUGUCUAGAGGGCAAUGUAGAUUCAGAUGUUACCUUCUUGCCAGAUACUGAGGAAAGAACUAACUGCCACAUGCCCUCAUUACUUGAUAUUGAUGUGGAAGGUCAAAACAGAGACUGUACUGUGCCUUUAUGUAGAAUGAAGAGCAAAACUUGUCGACCAUCUAUAUAUGAACUGGAGAGGGAGUUUCUGUCAUGAGUGCCUUUCAUUUUUAAAAUGUUUGCUUUUUAAAGGGGAACAAAUAUAAAAUUCUUGUCC
This is a messenger RNA of Nestor notabilis (Kea), 2378 nucleotides long. RefSeq names its product mitogen-activated protein kinase kinase kinase MLK4 (gene MAP3K21). Gene Ontology annotation, biological process: protein phosphorylation. Gene Ontology annotation, molecular function: JUN kinase kinase kinase activity; ATP binding. NCBI's taxonomy places the organism in Eukaryota, Metazoa, Chordata, Aves, Psittaciformes, Psittacidae. The coding region runs from base 12 to 2318 and encodes 768 amino acids. The transcript has 9 exons. The record is from RefSeq and is a predicted model, not a curated record.